Oryctolagus cuniculus (rabbit) is the source of this 1358-nucleotide messenger RNA. Its product is annotated as ovomucoid. The record is from RefSeq and is a predicted model, not a curated record. Gene Ontology annotation, molecular function: protein binding; serine-type endopeptidase inhibitor activity. NCBI's taxonomy places the organism in Eukaryota, Metazoa, Chordata, Mammalia, Lagomorpha, Leporidae.
UAAGUGCCCUUAUUAAAACAAAGCAAAACAAUUUGCCAAACAAAAAGAAAUCCAAAUAGUCAAAAGGAAACUUUUGAAGGUGAUGGAUUUUUUUACCUUAAUGGUGGUGAUGACAUCACCAAAGUCCAAACUCAUCAUAUUGUAUUCAUUAAGUAUAUCCAUUUUUUGCUUAAAAAUAAUGAAUAUGCUCAAUAAUAUGAAAGUUAUGAAAUAAAUAUAAAAUAAAAACAUACAUAUGAUCAUUAUACCAACGACCAGGACUUAGCUAUUGAGAAGUAAUUUACAAUCUUGAUGGAGGGUUGGUGCAUCCACAGGCUGCAAAAUUUCUCCAGAUACUUAUAACAUAAAUUUAUUUUUUAAAAUUACUAAGAGUACAGACCUUUAUUGAAUUAAAAUUUCCCCAUGUUCUUUUUCUUUCUCGAUGAUCUUAUUUGUUUCCAACUCCCCUGCUUGCAAAGAGUUCACAUAUCUUCCAUAUCUUAGGAUCUGUAACCAGGCUUACUACCAUCUCUCCUCCUUGUACUUUUGGGUUCACCAGAUCAAAUUGUCCCCAAACCUCCUGCUGAGGGGAGAUCUAUUGAGUAUUUAUUAGGCACCUCUCAUGACCUCUUUUGUAGCCUCCAGGGAGGACACAAAAUACUUCUGUCUUAUCUACCCUGGACCAUCUGUCCUAUCUACAUCUAGCUCCUCACUCACAGAUCAAUAAAAGAGACUUAGCUACAGGGUCGUGGAUGGUUCAGGAAGAACAGUGAACAGGAUAACUACAGUCUCCUGAGAUGUUGGCCUCAUCUCUCUUCCCUCUAUGUGUGAGACUCAAUCAAAUGCCUUUAUUUUCAUUAUGGAUCAAAGCCAUUUUUGUCAUCUCGGCCUUGGCUCCUUAUUCAGAAGCUUCCAUAAAACCAGAUCGUGUGCAGAAUUGGAUAGACUGCAAUACAUUUUCCACGAGUUUUCCAACUAUUUGCACAAAAGAGUAUCUUCCUAUCUGUGGUACUAAUGGCCGCACUUAUUGCAAUAAAUGCAUUUUCUGCUCUGCAUUGAAAAAAAGUGGUGGCAAAUUUAGUGUUGCUCAUUACGGUAGAUGCUGACGUUUAGAUGGAACUGCAAAUCCCUAUGGUUUUUAUUUUGAUAAUAUUUUCUGGCGGAUUUUAUAGAUUAAAUAGAGUUUUAAAAUCAGGGUCUUCCAUUUGUAGAAGACUAGGUGAACCCUCCUGAGUGACACAAGAUGGAAUCCUGGACGAUCUGUUCUUCCCAGCUCAAGAUUCCACAAUUCAGCCAUGUUUAUUCUCUGUGCUCAAUAAUUCAACGCUGAAAAAUUAAUAUCCUAAUUUUAUGUUUGAUAUUAUAAAGUGUAAUUUAAA